Messenger RNA from Vigna radiata var. radiata (mung bean), 1290 nucleotides. RefSeq names its product probable protein phosphatase 2C 28. The coding region runs from base 32 to 931 and encodes 299 amino acids. The transcript has 7 exons. Gene Ontology annotation, cellular component: cytosol; nucleus. Lineage: Eukaryota; Viridiplantae; Streptophyta; Magnoliopsida; Fabales; Fabaceae. The record is from RefSeq and is a predicted model, not a curated record. Gene Ontology annotation, biological process: protein dephosphorylation. Gene Ontology annotation, molecular function: protein serine/threonine phosphatase activity.
AUACAUAUAUCAGUAUCAUCUAUUGCUUACCAUGCUUCCGUUUCUUUCUCAGUCUCAUUGUUAUUCCUCAACUUCUUCUGAAUCUGAACUCAGCAAAGACAAAGUCAUGCAUCAAACGAAUAUGAUGAAGGCCGAAUCUAACUUCCAUAAAAGAAAGUCAACCUUGACUACCGAUGAACAUCCUUCUCCAUUCAAGAAGAGGAUAUCAAGAAGAGGAAGCAAGGUGGACUCUUUUGAAAGGAAGGAGCAACCUCACAAGGGUAUGGUCACAAGAUACCCAAAUGAAAAGAAUAACCCUUCAAGUAGACAUUUCAUCCAUGGAUAUCACUUAAUACAAGGACAGAUGAACCAUGGAAUGGAAGACUAUAUUUUCGCUCAACGUAGGAAUCUCGAUGGCUAUGACUUAGGAUUGUAUGCAAUAUUUGAUGGUCACUCCGGUCAUGAAGUUGCCAAAUACUUACGAAACCAUCUAUUCGAGAAUAUACUGAGUGAGCCUGGAUUCUGGGAAAAUCCAGGGCAGGCUAUUAAGAAAGCAUGCAAAGCAACGGAUGAUGAGAUUUUAGAAAACAUAGCUGAUUCAAGUAGAGGAUCAACAGCAGUUGCAGCAAUACUAGUCAAUGGAGUAAAGCUACUGGUAGCCAAUGUUGGUGAUUCUCGAGCAAUAUCAUGCAACAAAGGUCGAGCAAAGCCACUUACUGUGGAUCAUGAUCCAGAGAAGGAAAAAGCUCUUGUUGAGAGCAGAGGGGGUUUUGUGUCUAAGAGACCCGGGAAUGUUCCAAGAGUGGAUGGGCAAUUAGCAAUGACAAGGGCAUUUGGAGAUGGAAAACUAAAGGAGCACAUUACGGCAGAACCAGAUGUGACCAUUCAGAAGAUUGAUGAAGACACUGAAUUCAUUAUUUUGGCAAGUGAUGGUCUGUGGAAGUGGGAUUGAGAAUACAUGGAUGAACUUGGGCAACACUACUGACCUCAAGCAUAUCAUGUGCAUGAACAAUAAAACUGUGGGUCAAGGCUUUAGCAGCGAACUCUCCUCUUGGUAGACUCUGGCACUGCUUGCUGAGUUCCUCCUCUAUAGCAUUCAAAUUCACGCCUUCACCAGCAAUCACAAGCACAACCUGACUAUCAGGGCCAUGCUCAGCCUGAACAUCGUACGGUAGUUGCAGACGCAUCAGCAUUAUAUAGAAGGGACAUAAAGUUCUUAGGCCGCUGAAUAAUUACAAAAUAUAUCUUGUUUAAGAGUAAAUACUUGCUACUAUUGAUAAGUAUAGAUUGUGCUUGUCUUUGUACUUAACC